Molecule: messenger RNA, 894 nt
Organism: Scaptodrosophila lebanonensis
Lineage: Eukaryota; Metazoa; Arthropoda; Insecta; Diptera; Drosophilidae
Product: peptidyl-prolyl cis-trans isomerase 5
Exons: 3
Coding region: 73-690 (205 amino acids)
Biological process (GO): protein folding; protein peptidyl-prolyl isomerization
Cellular component (GO): intracellular membrane-bounded organelle
Molecular function (GO): peptidyl-prolyl cis-trans isomerase activity
Source: RefSeq, a predicted model, not a curated record
AGCGGCAACGGAGAAGGAAAGACGUUCUAGUUUUUGUGCGGCUCUUUAGAUUUCGAUUGUCUUAGCAGCAAAAUGAAAUUAAUUCUUGCAUUUUGCUUGGUCGCCAUAUUGGCCGGAAUUGCAGCCGCUGAUGAAAGCAAAGGACCUAAAGUGACCGAUAAGGUCUUUUUUGACAUCACCAUUGGUGGUGAGUCGGCUGGUCGAAUCGAGAUUGGUUUGUUCGGAAAAACUGUGGAGAAAACGGUGAGGAACUUCAAGGAGCUGGCUAGCAAGCCUCAGGGCGAAGGCUACAAGGGCAGCAAGUUCCACCGCAUCAUCAAAGAUUUCAUGAUCCAGGGAGGUGAUUUCACAAAGGGAGACGGCACCGGCGGACGCUCCAUCUACGGCGAACGCUUUGAGGAUGAGAACUUCAAGCUGAAGCAUUAUGGCGCCGGCUGGUUAAGCAUGGCUAACGCUGGCAAGGACACUAACGGUUCACAGUUUUUCAUUACCACCAAGCAGACUAGCUGGUUAGACGGACGCCACGUUGUCUUUGGAAAGGUACUCUCCGGUAUGGAUGUGGUGCGCAAAAUCGAAUCGUCAGCCACCGAUGCCCGUGAUCGUCCAGUCAAGGAUGUUGUCAUUGCCAACAGUGGCUCCAUCGAAGUCCCUGAGCCAUUUUCCGUUUCCAAGACUGAUGCUACUGAAUAAGCAAUACGCAAGAAGGCGUCCAUAACUUUUUAAUCCACUCCUAAUUCAACAGCAAUAAGCAUAUUAGUGUCAGUAAUUAAUUAGUGCCCGACUUCAUAUCAGAGAAGUUGGGUUGCAUUUAAAAUUAUAUUUGUAUCUGCUCAAACUCAACUAAUCAGAAUUGUAUGUAAAACAUUAAAAUAAAAUAUGUGAUAAAAAACUAAA